Messenger RNA from Psylliodes chrysocephalus, 537 nucleotides. The record is from the annotation of a GenBank genome assembly. NCBI's taxonomy places the organism in Eukaryota, Metazoa, Arthropoda, Insecta, Coleoptera, Chrysomelidae.
AUUAGAACUAGCGCCAAAUAUGGUUAAAAAUAUUUUAGUAUUGUUUUUAUUUGUUUUAUGUGCCAUAAUUUAUGUUGAAAGCUGCCUAAUUACGAAUUGUCCUAGGGGCGGAAAACGAAGUGGAAAGUUCGGACUGGAAACAAACAUGAAACAGUGUAUUUCCUGUGGCCCUGGACACACCGGUCAAUGUUUUGGGCCUAACAUAUGUUGCGGUCCAUUCGGUUGUCUUAUGGGCAGUCCCGAAACCGUAAUAUGUCAACGAGAAGGUUUAUUCCACGAAAGAGAGCCAUGCAUGGCUGGAAAUGGUUUUUGCAGAAAAAGUUCAGGACGAUGUGCCGCUGAGGGUAUUUGCUGCAAUCAAGAUUCAUGCUACAUCGACAGGCAAUGUUCGAGCGACGAGAAACUCAAAUCAGAUACGAUGGCUGGUCUUGAUUUCUACAACUUCAUCAACACCUACCCCGCCGAAAUAACUAUUGAGAAAUAAUCAAUAUCGUCAUGGAUAUCGUAUCGUUUCGUUUACAAGAUUGUUUACUCAAG